CAGCACAAAAAUACUCUGAAAUGAAUCGCAAUAGUACCUUUUUCAUUGUAAAACUUUUCAAAAGUUGGCGCGCUGUCUAUGAUUUUCCCUCUAUGUUAUAUCAGCGCCAUCUGUGGUAUAGACGAAAAACUUGCCAUCUCAAUAAAUAAAUAUUUCUUUGUUUGAUUUUUCUUUUUGUGCUUUAUAUCUUAUUUUGCUGAUUUCAAAAUGUAGGAAGUUAAAUAUAUGAUUUUUUAUAAAUGAAAUGUCGAAAAAUAGAAACAAACUAGUUUGAUAAGAUAUUCUAAUUCGAAAAGUGGCGGUAACUUAUAAGACCUACAGCGCCACCUUUCGGAAUAUAAGGGGAACCGUAGUGAACAAAGAGAGCUAGCUAGCCACCACUAGAAAUUAAGGUUGUGUUUUAUCUUUUUCAUACUUGUACAGAGUACGGUAGUGUGAAAGAGACGCCCGGUACACUUUCGGCCAUCAUAACCAUCUUUCUUUCUUGUGCAACUGUUUCUCUUCGUCCGUGUACUAGUGCAAACGCAGGAUGGACGCCAUUCGCGCGAGAUAAUUUUUUCAUCGCUCGUGAAGCGAGAUUUGAACGCGUUCGGUGCCGGGCGUGGAGCUAUGCUAUAGUGUAUCAAGUGUACGGUGCUUUCGGUCUGGCGGUGCGGUGUGGAAGUGGUCGGUUCUGGUCGGAGCUGAGGCUCGGCUGGAGGCAAGGCAGCGAGGCGAGGCGCGUGCAGCGCAAGGCAUGGCGGGCGCGAGCUGAGCGCCGGUCGCGGCCUCCGGUGGCAGGCCGCUCGCGCUCCGCCGCCGGCCCGAUGAGCGGGGCACGUUCUGCGCGGCGGAGGUUAUUUUAUGGGUAUUUGCGUGAGCUGCCGGCGCCGAGAGCGGAAGGCACCAGAGAAGCGGUCGGUGCCGGGAGCGGGCGGGCCCGCUAAGGGCACUGCGGCAGCAGAGCUGCUGCCGCGCCGCGUUGACCAACUGACAGCCAUGGCCAACUCCAUGUCCAACAUCAAAAUGACAAACCCUCUCAAGGGCAUCGUUAGCAAGCGCCGGAAGCGCUACAUCAAGGACGGAUUCAACCUGGACUUAGCCUAUAUCACAGACAGGCUUAUAGCGAUGGGCUUUCCCGCCGAGAAGUUAGAAGGAGUAUACAGGAAUCACAUAGACGAAGUGUACAGGUUUCUAGAGAAGAUGCACAAGGACCACUAUAAGAUAUACAAUCUCUGCUCGGAGAGGUCUUAUGAUUCGAGCAAAUUCCACGAAAGGGUGGCGCGAUACGCGUUAGAAGACCACACGCCGCCGAACAUUGAGCUGAUCCAGCCAUUUUGUGAAGACGUCCACAACUGGCUGUCUGCUGACUCCAAAAAUGUCGCCGCCGUGCACUGUAAAGCGGGCAAGGGACGGACGGGGACAAUGGUGUGUUGCUACCUACUGUACAGCCGACAGAAAGCGUCUGCGGACGAAGCCCUCAAGUUCUACGGCACGAAGAGAACCCACGACGAAAAAGGCGUGACGAUCCCGUCGCAGCGCCGCUACGUGGAGUACUACGCGGCGCUGGUGACGUCGGGGCUGCAGUACUCGGCGACGCGCGUGCACAUCCGCGAGCUGGUCAUGUCGCCGCCGCCCACGCUCAACGGCGGCACCUGCUCGCCCGAGCUCACCGUCUCGCAGGCACAGCCUUCCUUCAAGACGCCGUCAGGCUGCCACGAGGUGCGUAAAGACGAGGGCAGUAUCCGCGUGUACCUGACGCACUGCACGCCGCUGUACGGGGACGUGCGCGUCGACGUCUACAACAAGCCCAAGAUGAAGAUGCGCAAGGAGAAACUCUUCCAUUUCUGGUUCAACACCUUCUUUGUGGCGGCCGGUGUCGGGGCUGAACGGGUGCCCGCGUUAGAUGAUAGUCCAAACCUGGAGGCUUUCAAGCUGACGUUAAAUAAGUGGCAGUUGGACGAGGCGCACAAGGACAAGCAACAUAAACACUAUAGUCCAGACUUCAAGGUGGAGCUAAUAGUACAGAAGAUGCCGAUGUCGUCGACAUUCAGCGGGCACCCGGCGCGCGAGUCGCCGGCGGUGUCGUCGUCGUCGUCGUGCUGCAGCGAGCCCGACGACGCCGAGCCCGACGCGCACUGGGACUCCGGGCGCGCCUGCCGCCGCGUGGGCCACUACCGCCCGCUGUCGCCGCGCCACCCCCCGCACACGUGAAUCGACAUACUUGUGAGGUUGGCUCGGGCUCUCGGUGACCUCUCCACACUUCUAUAAAUAAACCCCGCUUUACCCCCACCCUACUGGCAAAGGCUUGAACUUGUAACACGGUGCCGAAACACUUAUAACCUUGAAUCCUAGUGAUGUUUACUGAACAAGUAGUGCUCUAUGUGUGUCUAAAAUGUGUAGAUAUUUAACAAAAAUGAGCGGGUUGUGCCAUUGCCGCGUACCGACGGACUAAACGUACGGUUUGGAUAAAAAAAAAAAACAAGAUUUUGUGAUAAUAAUAGUGUGCUGAAUGGACAACUGCGUCGACGUAUCGACGUAUGGGAGAUGUCGUUUCAUUUCACCCGUUUACAAGCCGUCGAAGGUAUCGACUUUAAAUUCUAUGGUCACAAGGUAUGUUUCUUGUUAUAACUCUUAUGACUGAUAAGUACAUUUCUCGGUAUUUUUUUUUUAAUUAUAAGCUUUGGCCAUUGUCAUAGAUGUGUUUCAGUGAAUAAACAAUUUGUACUUUUUAAAUGUCAAAGACUAUACAAGGAGGUAAUAGCGUAUUCUGCCGAAUUUUGAACAGACUGAAAUUAUUACCGGUGAAUCAGAUGGUUAGAUGUUCUUAGAUCACUUCUGUUAGGAAUGGGUUCUAUUGAUGAUGGAAAAGCAAUGUGACUCGCUUGAAUAGUUUGAGAAAUAAUAUUGUCUGUUGAAUUUAUGUAUUUAGAAUUCAUUAUCAAUGUGAAGUGGAAUGGUGACGCUUAUUCAACCGUGUUUAUUGCAAAAUACGAAGAGAACAGUACCCUUAGUAUGAGUUUCAGGCGCUCUGAUUGGUUGGUUUAUUCUAUAUUAAAUGACACAACAGACUGUAUUAGUAUGAAUUUUCUUUACGUAUAAGUAAUCAAAACAAGACCGCGUUCGGCGCUCUGAUUGGUUGGUUCAUUUGCGCCUGCAAUCAAGGCGCCUUGCGCACUUUUGUUCCGUUUUCGUUCAUCGUAAAGCAAACUCGUACUAAGGGUACAGUUUGUAGUUUCAUUUAAUAUACCUCUGGGAUUGUGACAAGAGGUCAAUGAACUCCAAUAAAAUUAUAUUUUAGUUCCGACUGUCUCAGUAAACGUCACCGUUACACUGUACUCUAGACGUACCUAGUCAAUGUCUUUGAAAUGACUUGAAAAAUGUAAAAAAAAUAUUAAGGAACCAAUUUCUAGGUGCUCUUAUUUCUUUUAAUUUGAUAAUAAAUCAUCUUGGUUAACCGGCCUCAUCGUUGACCCGAUAUGUUGAAGAGAAAUUAUCCGUUUGUUUCAUACAUUGUACCAUAAUGUCGGCUUCACUUAUUUAUAAGUAUUUUUUUUUUAUUAUUGAUAAAGAACUACAAUAUGCCGUGUGUGCGAGGCAGAUUUUCCCACCAUUUCGACUAAGUCCAUUGACGGACAGUUUUUUUUAAUGUUUUUUUGUAUACUUUCGAAAGAUCUCACUAACUGCCGUCAUAAAUGUAAAAAUUUUGUUAGGCUUGGUGUGACUACUGUGGCCUUUGCUGAUACACAUUUUACAUAGAUCCUGUAAUUCAAAUUAUACCUUAUAACAUAGCAAUAAAUCCUUCAAUAGCUUCAGCAACUCUUCCUUCAAUACACAAUACAUGUUCCAUAGAUAUGUGUAUCAGAAAUAUCACAGUAGACACUUUGUUAGUAGAAAAAAAACUUCCAAAAAACAAGUUUGAUACUUGACACAAUUUUAUGAAAGGAACUGAAGGCCUAGUAACCUUAAAUUUUGACCCUCGGCUAGUCCGUUACCUGAACUAAGAUUAAAAUGUAAUACAUAAUAUUAAUUGUUAUAUGUACCUAGUAAUACAUACACUAUUAUAUUUAUUUCCAAUACAUUGCACCCUCUAUACAGUGUCGUUAACGAAUGUUAUUAAUUUGACUGUCGCGUGAGAGAAAUGGAAUACAAAUAUAUUCAUUGCUGGUUAAAGCUAGGGUGGUCACUUGUGAAAAGUACAAAUGGUUGCAAAUACUAGGUCUUCUAAGAGAAUGGUUCUCUACGCUGUGUGCGAGAGAGACAACACGAGUUUUCGUGCGUUCGUAUGAUUUGAGACCUUUUCAGUGCACACAAAAAUGUAUAUCUGUGAUUGGUGUAAAUUGGUUUAUUAUUAUUAGCAAUUAAAUGUACAGAUUUCUUAUAAUAGCGAUUUCAUUAAAAUAAAUUGAAGGAUAAAAUAGCCUGUAAUAUUUUCAAAGUUAUUUAGCAUUAUUUAUAUGCGUUUGUAGGCAUUGGAAAGGUUGUAUAGCCUGGAAUAUUCGAACUGAUUUGCUGAUAUGCAAUGUGUUUUUUGUGUUUUUGCAAUUGAAGUAUGUUAAACUAAUAACAACCAAUGUUUGGACUAGGAAUGGAGAGGUUUACUUUCUGGAAUCAUAUGAAGUUGUUAGCAAGGAGGAUAAAGUGCAGUUUUACAUGUAUGACAAACUAAUGCAAUGCUUUCUGUACAAGAAGUAGUAACAAUGCAAGUUCGUUGACCUAACAACUCUAUGAGUCCUAGAAAGUAAAGUCUCCAUUCCUAGAAUCAGUUGCAGACGAUAUCUGUGUCUUAAAAAGUUGGAUGAAAAGCCGAUUUUUUUUUAUUUAAUUGUAAAUAUUAUUGUUACGAUACAUUAGUGGUUAAUCGAGAUCUGUUUUUAAAUAAGUAGGUUGUCUUACAACCUAGCGCCUUUAAAAAAAGUUUUAUCAAUUUGACAAAAGCAUAUUGAGCGUUGUCUAUGGCUGGUCCAUUUGCAAUGGAGAGAAAUUAAUAAUGUCUAAACCAGGUGUUUACUUCGUUCUGUUAUUUUGUUAGCUUUCACAAAUAUUAUUUAGAUUUAAUUUUGCUGCUACCUACUCAUCACAUGUUUUUCAAAAGUUUUUAUAUCUGAAUUAGUGACUGAACUGACUAUACUUAGGGUGGAUUCAGCCUUGUCGAUGUAAAAUAGUACCAGGCAUAGAGCUAAGUUUGAAAUAAAAGAAUGAAAUAACACCAUUUCUCGUUUAGGUUUCUAUGACGUUUAGGAGAGUUCACGGUUAUUGUGAUAUAGGGCUUCGUAGGCGGAUGGCGGCUCGGGCACAUUGCACGGAGUCCGAGACACGAGUACCCAAGUGUAGUGCAAUAUGUUUGGGCCGGAGUGCAGUUGUUGUGACGGGUUUAUCGCGAAUGCCAGUAAUUCGAUGCGGAGAGUGAUUUGCAGGCGAAUCGAGUGUAUCGAGUGGACAUGUGUUGCCUAGCCUAGGUUUUAUACUUCCCCUAGUGUACGACGGAUGUUUCAUUGCGAUAGCGCGCGAUUGGGAGUGUGGUACAUGUGCUGUGACACGUGUCGCUGCUCUGGCCUACAGCGGUUUGGGAGUAAUGCGAAUGUGAGCGAGUGAUGGAUGGCAUUUCGGACAAACUCGCAGAAGUGUAAUGUAGUACGUAAGCAAUGGUUAUUGUAGUUAGGUUAGAUCGUGUCUAGAUAGGUUUAAAUAACGUCAUAGAAACGAACAGAGCUGCUUAAGUUCGAAAUGACAAAAAAUAUUUUCUUUUUUUGAUUCUUUUAGGCAUUACGAUUUUAAUUUCUUUAUACGGCUAAGACGGAGUCACACGAAGCUUCCAGUUUAAAAACGUUUUUAUUAAGUGUCAUGAAUUUGUUUUUUUUUUUUCAUUAAUUAGUUUGUAAUUUUUUAAUUGUAUCGCUUCAGAUUUCUAGUUAUCUGUUAAGUAUAUGUAUUUGGCUCAGUAAUAUUUUUUUAAUCUGAAAUUUCUAUGCGUCAUUUUAACUUCCGAUUUGUAAAUAAGGAUGGUGAAAUUCUAAAUUACUGUUUUUUUAUAUAAUAUUUUUGUGCUAAAUUUUAUAUAAGCAGCGAAUUACAAUCUAUUUGGCGUCCGGAGGUUAAUAUACGCGUAUAUAUCAUCAAGUACAAAUUUAGGAGUUGUUAGUUUCAUCCGUCUCAGAUAGACGGAGCGGACUAAGUCAUUAACUUAUUCUCCAAUAAAAAUAUAAUAUUUUUUAAUGAAAAUAUUUGGAUAAACAGCCACCUCUAGUAUUAAAAUUACCCCCAUUCCAGGAAAGUGGUAGACGUUCGAAUUUUGUUUUUAUUGUAUUCGCACGAAAGUUCGUUAUCGGUUAACCGCUCGACCUCCCCUCUCCCCUCAUCAAAGGUUUAGCUUUAAAGAUUGUUGUUUGCCUUAUAAAAAAAUGUGAUCUUAUGAGGAUUAUACUUAAAGGGUGUCGCUGUAUGUUGCGGCCGUAGGCGACCACGUUUGAUGCAAGCACUAGCCCUCAAAGGCUCAAAACUCAUGUAUUUUAAAUAAAUCUUCGUAGAGCUUAAGCUUUGGAUGACCGGAUCCAAAAUUCCCAGGCACCCUGAUAUGCCUACUUCUUGCCGUCACUAGGUGCACUACUACAGGGCAUUUUCCUGGUUUCUUUCUUUAUUUUCUUACUUUUUUAUUAUUAGGAUGUCGGUGAACGCGUUUUGCUGUUAUUUCUUUCCAAGUCUGAUUAUGACGUACUUUUUCUAAUCCUGUUACAUCUCUUACAAAUGUCCAAUCUUAGUCCUAUUAAGAGGAAACCUUUUAUUUUAUUUCUAUCUUAAUUAUAUCUUACAAAUAAUUUUCUUAUUUACUAGCGUUGUCACCGGCAGUAAUACAAGAGACACAUAAACAAUAAUAAACAUUUUCCAAUAUCAAAUAUUAUAAUCUCAAACGCGCCUACGUCCGCAACAAGUAUGAAAGAAUAAUGCCUUGUUUGUAUAAUGAAUAUGGUAACAUAUAAAAAGAAUAAUGAAUUAUCUAAUAUAAUAAGACUUUGACAAUGUUCGAUAGGCUCAGUGAAGAUGACUGUCAAUUGGAUACACAGGCGAAAAGGGCUUUAUUGGUUCGUUGAUAAGCAUUCAUGUUGCGACUAAACGCAGUAACACUAAAAUACUGCACCAAUAUCUCUGUCAGUAUCUUUUUUUACUAUCUGUUAAUUUGUAGUAUAAGUCUGCCAGUUUACAGAUAUGUACAUGUAAAUUGAUCUUUAUUGUCACAAUGUAAUGUAAAGAUUUGAAGCAGUUGUCUGCGUUAGUCGCAACACGAAUGAGAGAAAGAAAGGCUAGUUAGCGACAUGUUCUUGAUAAGGUACGAACACGACUGUCACUGAAUAAUGUCUAGUAUUUCUUGUAUAUUGUAUAAUCAAUUGUAAGGAACUGUGACCGGUACGUCGUUCUAUUAAUUGCAAAUGUGACAAGUCGUAGCGAGCACAGGGGGCUUUUGCGAUCGAUUAUCUUUAACACUAGUAAAGCCCUCUCCGCAUAUAAUGAAACUAAAAGAAUAUAAUUUUUUUAUAAAUCUUAAGAAAUUCUUAGUUUCACAGUAAAGUAAUACACUGUAAAUUAUUUCUUAUCUUAGUAAAAAGAUCUCAUCACCUUAUUUUUUUUGUUUUGUCUUUUUAUAAUUAUUUUGAGAAGCAGAUUAGUUGAUUUAAAGACAAUCAAUGUAAAAUAAAACUUAUGGAUGUAUAUAA
Spodoptera frugiperda (fall armyworm) is the source of this 7688-nucleotide messenger RNA. It is a transcript of the gene Pten, whose product is annotated as phosphatidylinositol 3,4,5-trisphosphate 3-phosphatase and dual-specificity protein phosphatase PTEN. Gene Ontology annotation, molecular function: protein tyrosine phosphatase activity; phosphatidylinositol-3,4,5-trisphosphate 3-phosphatase activity. Gene Ontology annotation, biological process: protein dephosphorylation; negative regulation of cell population proliferation; cell motility. NCBI's taxonomy places the organism in Eukaryota, Metazoa, Arthropoda, Insecta, Lepidoptera, Noctuidae. The record is from RefSeq and is a predicted model, not a curated record. Bases 844 to 2193 code for a protein of 449 amino acids. The transcript is spliced from 10 exons. Gene Ontology annotation, cellular component: cytosol; cell projection; plasma membrane.